UUAGGUACCAGCAGUGACUCCUAUGUGUUACAGUAUGUACACGAAGCAACCCAGCACGGCUACAGAUCAGUCGUGUUCAACAACCGCGGCAAUGGGGGAAUCAAACUUCUGACCGCAAGAACCUACUGUGCAACAGAUACUGAAGAUCUAGCGUUUGUUGUGUCCUUCAUAAAGGCACGCUAUCCUAACGCACCUCUGAUAGGGGCUGGGAUGUCUCUGGGUGGCAUGAUCCUGUUCCAAUAUCUGUCAAAAAUGGGUAGCGAGUCAAAACUACAGGCUGGAAUGUGUGUGUCUGUGGCAUGGAACGUGUUUGAGUCAUACGUAGAACUGGAGAAACCAGGAAUAAACAGACAUGUCCUCAACAGAGCCCUCGCCAAAAGUCUUGUCUACUCUAUACAAAGGAAUGUUGAAGUAUUUGAACAACAUUUUGACGACAUUGACCAUGUCUUUAAGUCUUCCACAAUACGAGAAUUUGAUGAUCGCUUCACAUCUAAAAUGUUUGGAUAUGACGACUGGAAGGAUUAUUACAGGGAUGCCUGUAUACACAACCGUGUCCACAACCUAAGAGUACCAGUCCUGGUGUUGAGUGCUGCCGACGAUCCUUUCUCUCCCCACCACGCAAUCCCCAUCAAGGAAGCAGAACAAAAUGACAACAUAGCUAUUGUGGUGACAUCCCAUGGUGGCCAUAUUGGAUUUCUUGAAGGCAUUCUGCCUCGUCACGGCGGCUAUAUGGAUCGCCUGUUCUCCCAGUUUUCCCGUGCCAUCUUUGAACAUGGACCCAGUACACUAUUAGCAGUGGAGAAGUAACAGAGACAAAUAGACUUGUUAGGUGUAUCCUGUAACAGACCAUGUGGUAAAUAUUGAUGUAGACCUCCCUUCCGACUGGGGCCGAGUCAUGUGACAUACCAUGUGGUAAAUAUUGAUGUAGACCUCCCUUCAGACUGGGGCCGAGUCAUGUGUCAUUCCAUGUGGUAAAUAUUGAUGUAGACCUCCCUUCAGACUGGGGCUGAGUCAUGUGACAUACCAUGUGGUAAAUAUUGAUGUAGACCUCCCUUCAGAUUGGGCCGAGUCAUGUGACAUACCAUGUGGUAAAUAUUGAUAUAGAACUCCCUUCAGACUGGGGCCGAGUCAUGUGACAUUCCAUGUGGUAAAUAUUGAUAUAGAACUCCCUUCCGACUGGGGCUGAGUCAUGUAACAUGUCAUGUGGUAAAUAUAUAAAACUUGUAUCAGAAUAUUGAGUCUGUUUCACUUAUUGAAGUGAAGUUAUUGUAAAUGUAGUAUAUAUUGUUUUUUGUAAAUUUGUAUGAUAUUGAGCUUAUGUCUCCGAAUACUUAAUGAUGUGUCAUAUUGUCUAAUAAAUUGAUCAAGUUUUCUGUAAGAAUACAAAAUUUUGGAAUCAAAAUUAUGGUUCAGUUAAAUAUAUCAUAAAUUGAUAUUUAUUAUGUCAUUUGUCAAAGAAAUGUGAUAUUAAGUAAUAUUUGGUGUUAAUAGCACAUUGUUUUUCUGUAUAGAAAAUGAUUCUACUAUAGAAAUGUAUAGAAACAAUACAGCUAUGCUUUUAAUGUUGAUCAGGCGACUGGGAAUCAAACUGAGGGACCGUGCAGUUCACAUUGUACCACAAAAACUUGUAGGAUUUGUGCAUCUCUUAAGCUUGUUAAUUAACUCAUUGACCCCUGAAGUUCCAUAGUGAACUAUUCCAACCUUUGAAUUGGAAGGGUUCAAAUGUGUCUUCAGGGGUGAAUGAGUUAAAUAGUACAAUGUUGAGCUAAAACUGCUGAACACAGCUACUUGCCCAUAUACUUUGCACAUCACAUCUUUUCCUUGCAAGAUUGACCCGGAAAACUUAAAAUUCUUGUUUCUAAAAGUACUUCUGUACAACAUUGAUUUUCAUAUAAAAAUUCCAUAAAAAAGUUGUUUUUUAUUAUGUAGCUUUUUCAGAAAUCACAGAGUUCACUUCCAGUUUAGUUUUUCGUUUAGUUCAUAUAUAAAUCAAAAUAUGUAUUAUGUUAAGGGCAGUUAUUAUUUGUAUGUGUUCUUGAUUGUAUAAAGCUUUAAAAAUUUUAAAUCCUUUACAGUAAAACCUUGUAAUAAGGGGUUUAAAAACUUGUACAGUAAAAGCUUGUUAUAAGGGGUUUUGCAAUAAAUUGAGGGAAGGAAUUCUUAUGAAGAAAAGGAGCAUUGCAAUAUGUUGGCGGUAAAAGAGGUGGCAAUUGAAACGAGGGGCAUUAUAAGGAGGUCUUACUGUACAGGUAUUGAAAAACAUCCAUAAAAAUUCUCUAAAUCACUUUAGGGUCUAAUGUUGGAGAAUGUUUAUGUUUGAUAGUUGAAUAUGCAUUAUAAUAUAAUUCUUCAUGAUUUUGUUAUGUUUUCUUCAUACAUUCUUGUUCUUUCAAUAUCUAUAGCUACACUGUAGGUGUUUAAAUAUUGUCUAGAGCUAUACACUGUAGGUGUUUAAAUAUUGUCUAAAGCUAUACACUGUAAGUGUUUAAAUAUUGUCUAGAGCUAUACACUGUAGGUGUUUAAAUACUGUCUAAAGCUAUACACUGUAGGUGUUUAAAUACUGUCUAGAGCUACACUGUAGGUGUUUAAAUAUUGUCUAGAGCUACACUGUAGGUGUUUAAAUACACUGUAGGUGUUUAAAUAUUGUCAAGAGCUACACUGUAGGUGUUUAAAUACACUGUAGGUGUUUAAAUAUUGUCCAGUUUAUAAAUGUUAUUAACCAACUUCUUAGAAUUUUCAAUACGGUUUUAUAUCCAGUUACAUUUUCGCCUCAGGAAUAUGAACUUCAGACAGUCAACAUCAAUUCAUGCUUCAUGUACCAGUAUUAGCAAUGUUCACAUGACAAUUGUUGGCAUUCAAUAAUUAUACACUUUGGUUGUGAUCAAUAUUUUAGAUUCUAUCACAUCUAUGACGUAACAAUGUUUUUACUGGUCACCACCAUACAUUAGGCCAGUACGUAAUACAUGUAUGUGUAAUGAUGUUCUAUAAUCUACUCACCUUAUCUAGGUCACCAUUAUAGUCGAACAGAAACACAUUUUGUAGCAUUUGACCUCGUAGAAUAGAUGUAAUAAGCGUGUGUAAUGGUGAAAAUAUGGGGUCUGAAAAGACUAGAAAUACAUUUUAUCUGUGACCUAUUUCAGCAUAUACUUGCCAACUUUUCCUAUUUUGGAAGGUGACUUCCGCUUUUGGACCCUAAAAUUAAGCAUUUUCAACCAGUGAAUUUGCUUAACUAUAUUCUAAGGUCUCAUGACUCCAUCUGAAAGAAGAGCACAAAUAUGUCAUUUAAAAGAUUAUGUACACAUUUUAUUGAUAUUUUUAAUUCUGGGCAUGCCUAAUCUCUGGCCAGUAUUAAUUUGUCUGCUCCAUUAACGUGGUCUUAUCCUCUGGAUAUACUCCACCAGAUCACUUGUAGGUUGAUUUGUCUUCACCAUUAACGUGGUCUUAUUCUCUGGAUAUACUCCACCAGAUCACAUGUAUGUUGAUUUGUCUUCUCCAUUAACGUGGUCUUAUCCUCGGGAUAUACUCCACAAGAUCACAUGUUUGUUGAUUUGUCUUCACCAUUAACGUGGUCUUAUCCUCUGGAUAUACUCCACCAGAUCACUUUUAGGUUGAUUUGUCUUCACCAUUAACGUGGUCUUAUCCUCGGGAUAUACUCCACCAGAUCACAUGUUUGUUGAUUUGUCUUCAUCAUUAACGUGGUCUUAUCCUCUGGAUAUACUCCUCUAGAUCACAUGUAGGUUGAUUUGUCUUCACCAUUAACGUGGUCUUAUCCUCGGGAUAUACUCCACCAGAUCACAUGUUUGUUGAUUUGUCUUCACCAUUAACGUGGUCUUAUCCUCU
Mizuhopecten yessoensis (Yesso scallop) is the source of this 3840-nucleotide messenger RNA. Its product is annotated as phospholipase ABHD3-like. The transcript has 7 exons. The annotation marks the transcript as partial. Lineage: Eukaryota; Metazoa; Mollusca; Bivalvia; Pectinida; Pectinidae. Gene Ontology annotation, molecular function: monoacylglycerol lipase activity; acetylesterase activity. The record is from RefSeq and is a predicted model, not a curated record. Gene Ontology annotation, biological process: medium-chain fatty acid biosynthetic process; medium-chain fatty acid catabolic process.